Molecule: messenger RNA, 1182 nt
Organism: Penaeus indicus
Lineage: Eukaryota; Metazoa; Arthropoda; Malacostraca; Decapoda; Penaeidae
Exons: 3
Coding region: 106-1182 (358 amino acids)
Cellular component (GO): membrane
Source: RefSeq, a predicted model, not a curated record
CCGCCGCUUGCGUUGGUCACGAUCGGCUGUAGGUCAAGUUCUACUCCUACGUGCAUUUCCAUUGGCUUUCCGGCGUUGUGUGACUCGAAUUCUGAAAGGGGUAAAAUGGCUUUCUAUGAAGAUGAUAAAAUGUACAAUCUGCACUGGAUUUUCUACCGCGUUAUCUACAGUGUUAUCAUCACAAUAUCCAUCCCUCUUCAGGCUAUAACUGCAUAUAUUCUAAAUAAACCAGAACUGAAAAAGAAUCCUGUCAACAGGUACUUCCUUCUGAUGAUCCUGUCUGACUUCGGCAUGACAAUCUGCAUCAUCCCGUCUGUUGUUUCUCUGAACGGGUGUGUAUUCUGGAGCUACAGCUUCGCCUCCUACUUCGCUCACUUCGGAUGGUCACUGGAAACCUUCUACCAGAUGCUGAGCGUGUACAUCCUCCUCUGGAUCUCUUUGGAUCGGUUCAUGGCAGCGUGGAACAUCCCUCUGUUCAGUCGGGUAUAUAAGGACGGCGUUAUUGUGAAGAGGAUGGUUGCCACCGUUAGUUUCUGUGUGUUCUCGCAUCUCCAGAAAUUCAUAUGCGCCGAAGCCCUGUGCUUAAAAGGCGACCUGAUCAACUGCACCCAAUUCAAGAUCCGCGAUGCUGUUCACUACGAGGACGAAUCCAUCCGGACGAGGAUCUUCAUGACCCUUCAUGAGAUUAGCCUCACCUGGUUCCCCGUGAUCGUUCUGGCGGUGCUCAACUUCGGUCUAGCCAUCAAACUCUACUCGAAGAACAACCAAAAUAACUUUACCUCGGACUACCGCAGGGAAAAGGAAAACAAGGCAAUCAUCAGUCUGCUCUGUUUCUCUUUCACGUACAUCUUCUUUUCCACGCCGAUAUCAUGGUAUCUCAUCUAUUUCCAUGACCUGGAGAACAAGUGCUACGGCAACUGGGCCGACGAGGUCUUCCGCGGGGUCGCUAACAUAUUCGAAAUUGCCCAAGGACUGAUGCAUAUUCUCUACUUGUACUUACUGAACAAGAAAUUCCGAAUGGCGAUUAUUUCGUUCUUUAAGACGGAAUCAGCAGAGGAUUCCACUCAGGCAUCGCAGGACAAGCGAGAACCCGACACGACCACCGACACAAAGUUACAUUCGCAGCUGUCCAUCAAAUCAAACAUUAUUAGCGCUCAGUGGCAUUCCUCCUUGGACUGCUAA